AUGUUUAAUACUAACACAAUUUGUUAAAAUGAUAUUGUAUGCGUGAUCUUUAUUUUUUUCCAGUUGCUCCAAAGGAAAAAAAAAAAAAUAGUUUAACUAGUGUUGAGAGGUGGAUACACCAUAUAGAGCAAAUAAUCCAAUAUCUAUUGAAAAUAAGUCCAAAGUACACCCACAAAGUCUUUAAAUUUCAUUUGUCGAUUACUUCCUUGUUUCUGCUUAUAAGAUAACUAGUUCUCAUUUAUAGAGAAAGAGUACUGUCCCCAUGUCUACAAGAAUGUCAGUAAGAACAUUAGUUCUUGUAAUUACUUUUUUCAUUGUCUUGCCUCAAGGAGCAGUGUGUGCAGAAAGAAAGAAAUGUGGAGAACUAGAACUUUACCCCUUUCUUGAAGACAGGAUUUCUAUUUCUGAAAAUGACUUUGUCAAUAUUAGCUUCUGGGUAAGCACUUUAUCAUGCCACCAACCUAAUGAUCAUUAUUAUGUUGUCGAGUUGCAAACAAGAAGGAGCGAUGGUAAGCUCGAGUAUGAUGGGAGGAUUGUUCAAUUGAACAGCAAUUGUUCAGUGACAAGACAGAAAUCAGUUCACUGUACCACUGAAGGCGGGCCUGUACAGCUGUACCGAAAAGUGAAUCGUACACACACCCAGAUUGAGUGGUCCUGGACAGGGAAAGACUCCCAGUCUCAAAGACUUAGGUCUGCCAGAAAGGAACUGAAACUUAACGUGUCGUACCAAGCACAAGUCACAAACCUAACUGUGGAUGGACAUGAAAUUAGUGCUAAUAUCCCCAUUGACGGAGGUCAGAAGGUGAACAUAACAUGUUCAUUUGACAAAGGAAGUCCUCCUGUUUCUUUUCGUCUAUUAGACGAAAGUGGAAAGGAACUGAAACCUAUAAGACAGGAAGGACAUCUUCAUUAUCAGCUUGUAGCUCAUGGCUGUGAAGAAUACUGGAAGAGAACUCAGUCACUCCACUGUGAAGGAAGGGAAUCUAAACAAAACAGAUCUGUUUUGUUUCUUGUAAGAUGCCCUCCCAGGUUUGUAGAGAGACCUACAGUAAUAAUUCGGUCUAAAAAACGACGAAUAUAACACUUGCCAUUACAAGCUAUACACCAGCUUUCGAAGGAUGCAUGCUGACUCCACUAUCAUUACAAGAAAAUUCAAGCAAAGAAGUAAACUGCACUCUAGCAGGGAAUCCCCCACACUUGGAGCUGAUUCUUUACAUUGACAAAGAAGACAAGACCAUCCUAGGACAAUGGGCAUUAACUGUGCGAAAUGACAAAGGAAUUGCAAAUGCAACGUUAAUUUUCAAUGAUGCAGGUGGGUUUGCUUAACUUUCUUGUUUUUGGUCUUGAAAAUAUAUAAGAAUUGUGAGCAUCCUUCGCGAACGUGUGUGUGCAAGUGUGAGCACAGAACAUAGUAAUGACCACCUGACUGUAAAGACAGAGACAGGGAGAAAGAUAUCGAAUCAGAGCUGUCAUUAUUUUAUACAGUACGAUCUAUGUUGUCAUACGUUUCGAAAGAUAGUUAUUCACUUUGUACAUUAGGCGACGGUUCAUAAAUGUACACCUGAUAGUAAGGGAGGUCUGCUAAACGAUUAAAGGCUUUUGAUUUGUAUUAUUUUAAACAUAAUGUGCAUUUAUUUUUAAAAUAUCUUUUAAAAUUAAAAUGUACUAAUUGAGGGAGGUAAGUAUAAUUAUUCGGACGCGGAAUUUUUCCACCCUACAAUGAAUCGGGGCUGCGAAAUUUCAGUCAUAGUGCACGAAAAAUAUUCCCUAAAAGGUCGGUACAGCUUACUGACUCUGCUCUGAAAACUGUCAGAUGAUUAAAAUCGGAUAAAAACUGCGCCAUGAAGUAUGUCAAGUUAAAAGGCUGGGCUGCACUGACUUUUUAGAACAUAGUUUUGUGCAUUCAGUGUGGCAAAAAAAUUCUACCCCCUAGAAGAUCGACCUUUCGGCCAGUCUGUCUGCGGAACGGAAGAUUUUACUAAAUUGUCGUUCAAGAUUACGCAGAUAAACGCUCGUGACAAUUAUGAGUUACAAUAUUCAGUUAAAAGGGAUUUCCGUCCGAUCACAGCCGAGUGAAACCCGGUGUAGAUGAAUUUUUUUUCAUAUAGCGUGCAAGUCAACGUCUAAAUUUUGAAAAUGUCUCAAUAUCUAUCUCAACAAAGACGCUUUCGGAGGUAAGUAUAUAACUGGCACUCACUAGUGUCAAUAUAUUUUAGGUGCAAUCUAAUAAAAAAAAAAUGACGAAUAAAAAACAUAGUUUAGUUUAGAAAUAGUUUAAGAAACAUAAAUCUGGAUCACAAGAAGGUAUAAUGUCUAAUGUACAAAAAGGCCUGCACCAAUUAGGCCCUCUUCUAUAUUAAAAUACUUUUCACACUUCAACAUGCUGGAGUACACCGGUAUCAAUGAAGGAUUACAAGCAGGAGAAAUUACAAAAUGGAAAGACAGUGAUACGUGUACAUUCUUUGGUAAUUCGUGUAUUGCUUUAUUCGAGGCUUUAACAUAUAAAACAGUUAUCUUUAUUUACAUUCUAUAAAUUAUUAACGUGUUUGUCUUCAGGUAAAACGGCGACAGAUAGCGGAUUACUAGCCAACCUUUGUAAAUAGGCAUUUUUAUCUCUAAAACAGUUUUACAUUUUUUUCAUGUGGUGAUAUACGUAUUAUUUAUUAAGCUGUGUCCAGUCAGUAGUACUGAUAAAUAAAUAAACUCGAUUGCUACAUUACAGCUGGUUUGAUACCGUGUUCAUUGUUUCUGUUUUUAUAUCUCUCUAUAACUGUGUGCAUUUAAAGCGAUUGUGUGGUAUGCCCUUGAUAGAUUGUGUCAGUGUGUCCUGUUUGUGUAAACCUAAACAACAUACACUCCUAGAUUACCUUCUAUCAAGGCGUCAGCGAGUAGACGUCUACAUGUCGAAUCAUGAUUUGUAUUUUGACCUCUUUCCACUUUCUAUCUUAUAUACCGUGUUUCUUGAAGGAUACACCCAAAAAGUCAAAAUCUCCAAACAUAUAAAAGUUUGCUCAUGGAAAUUUGCAGUAGACAUUUUAACGUCAAUAUUAUACGGUUAAUAAUUGCAUUCUAAUGUUUGCCUUCAUGCACAAUGAUACUGCACCAAGAAUAAUUAUCAACGAAUAAUUCUCAUAAUAAAAUAUAAAAACUUAU
Messenger RNA from Pomacea canaliculata, 3153 nucleotides. RefSeq lists its product as uncharacterized. NCBI's taxonomy places the organism in Eukaryota, Metazoa, Mollusca, Gastropoda, Architaenioglossa, Ampullariidae. Bases 263 to 1081 code for a protein of 272 amino acids. The record is from RefSeq and is a predicted model, not a curated record. The transcript has 4 exons.